Messenger RNA from Drosophila montana, 2251 nucleotides. RefSeq names its product calpain-C (gene CalpC). Gene Ontology annotation, biological process: proteolysis. The coding region runs from base 195 to 2195 and encodes 666 amino acids. NCBI's taxonomy places the organism in Eukaryota, Metazoa, Arthropoda, Insecta, Diptera, Drosophilidae. The record is from RefSeq and is a predicted model, not a curated record. Gene Ontology annotation, cellular component: cytoplasm. The transcript is spliced from 2 exons. Gene Ontology annotation, molecular function: calcium ion binding; calcium-dependent cysteine-type endopeptidase activity.
CGUUAUGAAGAGCUGGUCACACUUAAAGAAAUGGCUUAGACUAGGUGGCAGUGACUUACCAAGCAAGCCAUCAGCAACAAAUUAACUUUCACUUCAAAACCAAAAAGUUUCAUAGGACUAUCAAACAGAAUUUAAUCGUACAACCGAUCGUUGUGAUGUAAACACCAAUUACAUAUGGACAAUAUAUAAUAAAUAUGGCAUCAAAAUAUGAGCGCAUUAUCAGUGAUUGUAGGUCAAGAAAUAUAUUAUGGGAAGAUGCUGAUUUCCCAGCGAUACAAUCAUCCGUAUUUUAUUAUCAAACGCCCCCGUUCACAUUCCAAUGGAAACGCAUUGCCGAACUAAAUAAUCCACAGGCAUCGUUUCUAAAUGAAAAUGCUGAAUUCGAUGUGAUACCUGGUAAAAUGGGUGAUCGUUGGCUCGUUUCAUGUUUGGGCGUUUUAUAUUCGUUGCGAAAUCUAUUUUAUCGCGUUGUGCCCGCCGAUCAGAGUCUGGAAAAAUCGAUGGGCAUCUAUCGCUUUCGCCUGUGGUGGUGUGGCGAAUGGGUGGAAGUGCUUGUCGACGAUCGCCUACCGACCAUCAAUGGCCGACUCGCAUUCAUGCAGCCGCAGUCAUCCAACUGCUUCUGGGCAUCGCUAUUGGAGAAGGCGAUUGCCAAAUUGCAUGGCUCCUAUGAGGCGCUCAAGUAUGGCACACGCUCCGAUGGAUUAACCGAUCUGCUCGGCGGUGUUGUCAAGUGCAUGCCCAUAAUAUCGGACAGCAUAAGGCCGCAAACGCUGAAGGAUCAUCUGGCCACAACGUGCAUUGUCACCUGCAUUGCGGUUAAGAAUGCGGCAGUACAGAAAAAGAACACAACGGAAAGGCUACCGAACGGCAUUUUAGUGAAUGCCAAUUACAGGCUUUCGUGUUUGGAUAAAGUCGAGACCGUUAUUGGCGAUUCCGUGCAGCUGGUUCGCAUUAAGGACACAUUCUCGUCGAAGCCUUUUGGCGAUAAAACCAAUUUUAUUGGCGAUUGGUCGCCCACAUCGAAGACAUGGGAGCGUGUAUCAUCGACGGAACGUGGACGUCUAUUGGCCCAAUUGGAAUUGGGCGAGUUUUGGAUCUCGUUUUAUGAUUUUGUGCACACUUUCACAGCACUGGAGAUCGUUUAUUUGGACUCGGAUACGGCGAAUGGAGAGCAAAUGCUUAAGGGACGGCCGCUGCACUGGAAAAUGAAAAUGUAUCAAGGACAGUGGAAACGAGGUGUAACUGCCGGCGGUUGCCGUAACCAUGAAUCCUUUCACAUAAAUCCACAAUUAUUGGUAUCCAUACAGGAGAAACAGGAUAUUGUUAUAGCCCUAAAUCAACAUACCGCUGUCGAGCCGAAAGUUAUCGGCUUCACCAUGUACAUGUGGAAUCGCGAUUAUAGCCUAAACGAAUGUUUACAAAAGGACUUCUUCAAGAAUCAAGUGAGCUUCCUUAACUCUGACUAUGGCAACACCAGGCAUGUCAGCUAUCACACACAGCUUGAUAUCGGCCACUAUGUGUUGAUGCCCACCACCUAUGAGCCCGCCGAGGAGGCACAGUUCACCGUUCGAAUACUGGGCACGUCGGCAUUUCGGCUGUCAUGCCUCGAGACGCAGACAAUGAUAUUGCUGGAUCCAUUCCCAUCGCUAAAGAGCGACGAUAAUGUGCAGAAAAUCAAGAGCGUUUGUCAAUAUGAACCCGUUUAUAUGCAGUUGGCCGAUGAAAAUAAGACAAUUAAUUGCUUUGAGCUGCAUGAAUUGUUGGAGGCAUGCCUACCAAAUGACUAUAUCAAAGGAUGCGCCAACAUUGAUAUAUGCCGACAGGUGAUCGCACUGCAAGACAAAACCGGCAACGGCCGCAUCACGUUCCAACAGUUCAAAACAUUUAUGGUUAAUCUGAAAUCAUGGCAAGGUGUUUUCAAAAUGUAUACAAAAGAGAAAGCCGGCAUUUUACGUGCCGAGCGCCUACGUGAUGCACUCUACGAUAUCGGAUUCCAACUGAGCACCGACAUCAUGAACUGUCUAAUCCAGCGAUAUAUACGGAAAGAUGGCACACUGCGCCUCAGCGACUUUGUCUCGGCCGUAAUGCAACUGACGACGGCCUUCAACCAGUUCCACAUGAAGAACUACAAUCAGGUGAAUGUCAUUGAGGUCCACCUGCACGAUUGGAUCAAGAGUAUAUUAAGUUGCUGAACUAUGCAAUUUUCGACCGUAACGUUGUGUAAUAAAUUGUUUUUUUUUUUUUUUUU